Messenger RNA from Fusarium sp. VM40, 1329 nucleotides. NCBI's taxonomy places the organism in Eukaryota, Fungi, Ascomycota, Sordariomycetes, Hypocreales, Nectriaceae. The record is from the annotation of a GenBank genome assembly.
AUGCGCAUAUAUUCAAAGGCCUGUGCCGGUCGCCUUUGGAACUCCCGACUGGUGCUAGACGGCCAAAAACGAUGGACCUCAUACAACAAAGCUGCGCUGGAUCGGGCAGCCCUCCUCGAACAAAUCGAAUCGGAACUUGGUCGCAUGAAGGCUGGCAAACGUGUGAAGAUCAAUCCCGAAUCGCGAACUAUCAAAACAGAUGCUGGAGAAUUGCCAAUAUCUCCGAUGAUGGACCCAGGAUGGAUUGAUAAAAGACGACGGCCUAAAAAGGCAGAGCCGACACGAAUAUCGGGCAACUUUCGAAUUAACCUUUCAAGUAACCCAUACGCGGAAGCAUUGAUGUCGCCAAUGCGAUGGUGCAAAAAUACACAUGCGAUUCUUCCCCGGUAUUUCCUGCAAGACUUCGAAUUGGUCGAGCAUCCAGACCCUAAGCAGACGAGCGCCUGGUUCGCGCCAGGUCCAUUAAGUUUUGAGCGGGUCACGCCACGGCAUAUCGAAGGCGGCUUUGGGUCUGGGAACUCGGUUAAGCACGACCAGAAGGCGGGUCCCAAAAAGCAGCUUUGGGAGGUACCCAAGGAACCUACGCCCGCAGCUCAGAAGAUGGAUGCACAAGUCGAAUCAGCAGAAGAAGAAGCUGAGGCAAUAUUACAAUCCGGGUUGGAAGCUACGGCCGAAGUUGCAGCUCCUGAUGAAGCAUUGGGAGAAGACGAACUUGACACCUAUGAAAACGGCAGAGAUCCAAGAUUUCGAGCGCCUUUUGUUUCUUAUGCGCUGGCGCGCAAGAGCGUGAUCGAUAUGAUUGGUAGACGGAAGAACUACCAAGGCAGGAUGUCAGCUCGUAGCGGUAUGGCAUCCCUUCGAACUAUUAACCAAAAGGUCUUCCGACCUGAUAUGGGUGAUGUGCUACUCAAGAUGCUACGACAUCUAGCCGUUGAUACCCUCAUUACGCGCAGUGCUAGAGAAGGAAAGAAACCAGACAUGUUUAUUACCCCAGUUAAGAGCUGGGAAGAGGCCAAGAAGCACGUUGGUCGUGGUUCCAUACUAUAUAUCCCGAAUGAGGAUAUGGAGGAUGCGAAUAGUUACGCGACUCUCGACGUGGCGGACGCCAAUUAUGCAAGUAAGGUCGCAGUCCACGACUUACGAUAUCUUCUUGGAGAGGAAGAGCUCAAUCGAUUGAGAAGCGAGUCUAAGGCUUUCAGUGAUUACGAUAUCUUGAUAUUGACGCACCAUAGGAGUUUAAGCAUGCGUAAACUGCAUAUGCUCCUUUGGAAGUUACAAGGAUACUUGGCGUUGCCUGAGGUUGAGCCCAUUGAGGGGAGGGAAUAUUAA